CAAGCAGGGAUAGACUGGGCUACUGUAAGAACACCUGGCUAUAAAGACCAGGACCCAGUCAAUCCUUGCUCAGUUGCCUGAGGUCUGCAUAGAGGACCACCUUGUCUCUGAAGAUGCCAGCCAGCUGCCAGUGAAAUGUCAGGAAAUCUGUUGUCUAGACCAUAGUCACUAAACCCUAAAGCCCAACACUGCUCAAAAACUUUGCUCACUUCGUCUUCCAAGGGAAUGGAGGGGAAAAAGAAGACGAAGUUCAGCUUCGAUAGAGAUUAGGUUUGGUUUAUAUGUCUUUAACAGCUGCAGCUAAACGAAGCAGUCCUAAGAUGCAGUGGUCCCCAUUAUUACAUUUCCAUGUUAGGAAAACGGUCUCCCUGGCGUCCGAGCGAGAACUCGACAUUUGUGCCAUUUGUGGGGAUACCACAGCAGGCAGAAUUCAGAGAAAACGUGGCAGCCUGCUUUCAUCAUGACUUCGACCUCCCGUCCGCAGGACAAGCAGAAGCCACUUCUGAAGAUUGCGCCGAAAAGCAGCAACCAUCCAAUAGCAAUAGGCCCGGAGAGAGUUUCUGCGCCGUGACCGGCAGCGGUCGCAGGCGGGCCUUUUCCGCACAACUUCCCGCGGGGAGCCCGCCCCGGCCGCGCCUGUUGGCAAGACACCAUGACCUGCCGCGCGUUCGUGGGGCUUCGGGCCGCCGCCGCCGCCCCCCGGCUGUGGGAAGGAAGCAGCCGUAGCUGCAGUCGCCGUUGGAGCAGCGAGCCGGGCAGCCCUCAGCCGCGCGCGGUGCGGAUCGGCUGCGCCUCAGGCUUCUGGGGAGACACGGCCGCCGCAGUUCCUCAGCUGCUCUAUGGGGGGAAGCUGGAUUUCCUGGUUUUUGAUUACCUUUCUGAAAUUACAAUGUCUUUACUAGCUAGUGCCAAAGCCAGAUCUCCGGAUUUGGGAUACACUCCUGAUUUUGUAUCAACUGCAAUGGCUCCUUAUAUAAAGGACAUACAUCGGAAAGGUGUUCGUGUUAUCAGUAAUGCUGGUGGAAUGAAUCCACUCGGAUGUGCUGCUGCUCUUCACCAAGUUGCCAGAAAUGCUGAUGUUGACUUGAAGAUAGCGGUUAUUAUUGGUGAUGAUUUGAUGGGAGAGUUAAACAACAUAAAAGAAACUAUUAUAAAAGGGGAGAAUGGGAAACUGUUUCCAGAAAACGUUCAGAGCAUGAACGUAUAUUUGGGUGCAAGACCAAUCAGCAGAGCUCUUGAUCUAGGAGCAGAUGUUGUGGUGAUUGGAAGAUGUGUUGACAGUAGCCUUGUGUUGGGACCACUAAUUCAUUCUUUUGGAUGGACUAGAGAUGAAUUCAACCUAUUAGCAUCUGGAAGUCUUGCAGGUCAUCUGAUUGAAUGUGGUGCUCAGUGUACAGGUGGAAUAUUCACUGACUGGCACACUGUGCCAAACUGGCAUAACAUCGGUUUCCCCAUAGUAGAAUCUUCUUCUGAUGGAAGUUUUAUUGUAUCCAAACCACCCAACACAGGGGGCCUGGUGACUUUUGGCACUGUGGCAGAACAGUUGGUAUAUGAAAUUGAUAAUCCUAAAGAAUAUCUCUUACCAGAUGUCACGUGUGAUUUCUCUCAAGUCUCCCUUACUGAAAUCACAGGCAUUGACAGUGGUGAAGUGAAGGUUCAAGGAGCUAAAGGAUUGCCUCCUACACCAUUUUACAAGGUAAAUGCCACUUAUCUUGAUGGAUUCAGAGCUACAGCUUGCUGCCCAGUGGGAGGGCCAAGGGCAAUAGAGAAGGGAAGAAGAACUGCUGAAAGUAUCUUGGAAAGGACACGGAUUAUGUUUCAUCAGCUGGGAUAUGAGGACUACAGUGGAGUUAACCUACAGAUUUUAGGUUCUGAAGAAACCUAUGGACCACAUGCAAAGCAGAACUUAGAGGGUGGUCCCCGUGAAGUUGUCAUUUGGCUUGCUGUAUUUCAUAAGCAGAAAGAAGCAGUAGAAAUCUUUUCCAGAGAGAUUGCUCCAGCUGGAACAGGAAUGGCACCUGGACUCACUGGAAUUAUUGGAGGACGUCCCAAAGUAUCUCCAGUCCUGAAACCAUUUUUCUUCCUUUAUCCAAAGAAGAAUGUCAAGAUCAAUAUAUUUAUGAAUGGACAACAUGUUGAAACAUUUCAGGAAGAUACUUCAUUCACUUCAGAUCUAACUGCAUCACAUGAUGAGGUUCAGACUCAAGAAGAGUUCAAAGAUCUACCAAGUGGUCCACAUGCGUAUCGUCUGGAAGAUCUUGCUUACACAAGAAGUGGAGACAAAGGCAACACAGCAAAUAUAGGUGUCAUAGUGCGCCACCCCCUCUACUAUCCAUACCUCAAGAAAACAUUAACUGCUCUGGCUGUAGAAGAUUAUUUCCGGCAUCUUUUAGAAAGAGAAUGGCCUGAAGAAAUCUUGGUAAUGCGAUAUGACUUGCCAGGAAUAUAUGGAUUAAACUUUGUUCUAAAAAACUCCCUUGGUGGUGGUGGUACAGCAUCUCUGAGAAGUGACCCACAAGGUAAGGCACUUGGACAAAUGCUACUCGACUUCAAGAUUAAAAAUGUUCCAGAUUUAAGGUCUUUGAUAGAAUAAUGUCAUCAUUCUCAUUCAGUUUUGAAAUUACAGUAUUUUAAAUAAUUUUUAAAAGCUAAACGUGCUGGUGGCAUUUAUCAGUUAAGGAUUUAACUAAUUCCUAAUGUACAGAUAAGAGAAUAUUCUGAGUAAUGCCAGAUCUGUUGCUUUGUAAGUCACUGGUAUUUCCUGUCUUCUGCAUUGGAUGAUGAUCCUAUUUAUUUCCUGUGAAUAUAAUUAAGCAAUAAAUUAUAGAAUAUUUUUCCAAGAGAUAACUGCUGUUCCCAAGUAAAAACUGCCUCUCUUUCUCUGCUGCUUGCUAGUACAGAUGUAAAACUAGCAAUACUAUGUGUAAUUGUAAUUAUUCAAUUUGUAUGGCCACCCAUCUCAUCUAAGCAUGAUGAGCAACAGCUGACCACAAUAAUAAUGGAAUACUACUGGAUUUGCCAUCAUUAAAACUUACUAACAUGGGAUCAAGACACUGUUAUUGUCUUUAUCUGGAAUAUUUUCUAGUAACUACUUCCUUAUGAUAAACAAGGCAACUUUUAUUUUGUUUGCAAGCAGAUAUAAACAACUGUUUCUUGUUCAAUAUUUUUAAGUGAAGCUUAGCUAUUGGAUUUAACUGAAGACUAGUAUAUAUAGUAUUUUAAAAAUUAAAUUAUGAUAAACUAUAUAACCUUAUGGUUACUGCAGAAUUAUUAUAUCUGUAAGCCUCAAAUAAUUUCAUACACAGCCAUUUGGAUUUGAUGUAGCUUAUAUGUGUGUAUUUGUAUAUAGAUGUAGAUAGAUAGAAUGUGCAAACUAUCAUUUAAUAUCCUUAAAUUCACAAGCUAGCAAAUUGGAUUUGCAGAUUAUCCAAUGCAGAUGUGGAUUAUCCAAUGCAGAUUAGAGUCCUUCAUGGAAAGGGAGAUGCCAGAUAUUCAAGUUGGUUUUAAAAAAGGCCAAGGCACAAGAGACAAUGUUGCUAAUAUACACUGAAUAAUGGAGAAAGCCAAAGAGUACCAAAACGUCAAUAUGUACUUUGUUGAUUAUAGAAAGGCCUUCAGUUGUGUUGACCAUGUGAAGAUCUAGAAUAUCAUUAGGAAAAUGGGAAUCCCAAAAUAUCCGUCUUCAUAAGAAACCUAUACACAGGACAGGCAGUCACAGUCCGAACAGAAUAUGAUGAAAUAGAGAGGCUCCAGAUCAGCAAAGGAGUGAGACAAGGCUGUAUAUUCUCUCCUUAUUUACUUGAGCUAUAUAAUGAAUAUGUUUCAAGGGAGGUUGGAUUGGAAAAAGAGUGUGGUUUUAAAAUUGGGAGAAAAAAUUUCAAUAACCUGAUUUAUACUGAUAACACUGCUUUGAUAGCUGAAAAUGCAAAUGAUUCAGAAGCUCUGAUAAUGAAAAUCAAGGAGAACAGUGAAAAAAUGGGAUUAAGAUUAAAUAUAAAGACCAAACUAAUGAUAACAGAUACAGAAACCAAAUUUAGCAUUUACAAUACAGUACUUUCAAAAUGUUGAAGUGGUGGAUAGCUUUUGCCUUUUAGAUCUGACCAUCAGUAGUAAAGGAACCAGCAGUCAAGAAUACACCAUAGUCUAGUGCUUGAUAGGAUAGCAGUGAAGGCCUUGGAAAAGAUAUUCAGAUAACAUGAUGUAUCUAUACCUACAAAGAUCAGAAUUGUACAGGCAAUUAUUCUCCGUGUGACUCUAUAUGGAAGCAAAAGGUGGACCCUGAAGAAUCAGAAUAGAAAUAGUAUUGAUGCUUUUGAACUUUGGCGGUGGAGAAGAUUCCUGUGAAUAUCAUAGUUAGCCAAGAAAACAAACAAAUGAAUAAUAGAACAAAUCAAUCCAGGGUUCUCACUCAAGGCACAAAUGACC
This is a messenger RNA of Python bivittatus (Burmese python), 4425 nucleotides long. RefSeq lists its product as uncharacterized. NCBI's taxonomy places the organism in Eukaryota, Metazoa, Chordata, Lepidosauria, Squamata, Pythonidae. The record is from RefSeq and is a predicted model, not a curated record.